ACAUGAACCAGGGGAGGAAACGCUAAUUUGACAAGGCUCGAGCUGCACAAUGACAUAUACCUGAAUGUGUUAUCAUCGCUAAACCUGCAACAACUGGAGUCGUGCAGCACUGACAUGCAAGGGUUUUCUCAGUCUUUCCCCCCGGCUGGCAAGAAUCACAAAUAUGAAUUAUUAUCCUCAAAGCAUUCGAUAACCUUACACUUUCCGAACUUCGCCAAGUUCGGUGCACGACAGUGGUGGUAUUCAUUGCACACGAGGAUACACCCACAGUUAUGGAACAAUCGGAAACUGUAUCGCUUAGGCCUCAGUCAAGGCAAAUUGCAUCGACUACCGCUUUGGUGGCUCAAAUGGAAAGCGUAUGUCGAGGGGGCAUCAGCAUAUCUCAUACUCGAUCACAUUUCUUUUCUACUUGCAUGUUACCUGAUGUUUGGGCCAUUUUAGCGCCGUCUUUAGAUGGAAUAAUACCCUGUAUUCGACGUCAACUGGCACUAUUCUAUCUUGAACAAGGCGGACGCAAUCAAGCGCUUGGUGGAACUGUCCCUAUUCUCGUCACCCUGCGAGGCUUACAUCGUUGUUGCCGCCGUGAGGUAUUGAAAC
Molecule: messenger RNA, 597 nt
Organism: Serpula lacrymans var. lacrymans S7.9
Lineage: Eukaryota; Fungi; Basidiomycota; Agaricomycetes; Boletales; Serpulaceae
Exons: 2
Source: RefSeq, a predicted model, not a curated record